This is a messenger RNA of Onychomys torridus (southern grasshopper mouse), 844 nucleotides long. Its product is annotated as glutathione S-transferase omega-1-like. The transcript has a single exon. Gene Ontology annotation, molecular function: glutathione transferase activity; glutathione dehydrogenase (ascorbate) activity. Gene Ontology annotation, biological process: L-ascorbic acid metabolic process; glutathione metabolic process. Gene Ontology annotation, cellular component: cytoplasm. Lineage: Eukaryota; Metazoa; Chordata; Mammalia; Rodentia; Cricetidae. The record is from RefSeq and is a predicted model, not a curated record.
CUCGUGACUCUUGGCCUGCACAGCUCAACAAUGUCCGGGGCAUCCUCCAAGUGCUUGGGGAAAGGAAGCCUGCCUCCCGGUCUAGUCCCGGAGGGCCAGAUCCACAUCUACAGCAUGAGGUUCUGCCCCUUUGGUCAGAGGACGCUGAUGGUCCUGAAGGCCAAGGGAAUCCGGCACGAAAUCAUCAAUAUCAACCUGAAAAACAAGCCUGAAUAGUUCUUCAAGAAGAAUCCGUCAGGGCUGGUGCCAGUUCUGGAGGACAGUCAGGCUCGCUUGAUCUCUGAUUCCAUCAUCAUUUGUGAGUACCUGGAUGAGGCAUACCCAGAGAAGAAAUUGUUCCCAGAUGACCCUUACAAGAAAGCUUGCCAGAAGAUGAACUUAGAGUUAUUCUCUAAGGUACCACCUUUGGUUACAAGCUUUAUUAGAACAAAGAAGAAGGAAAACUAUCCUGACUUAAAAGAAGAAAUGAGCAAGGAACUUCACAAGCUAGAGGAGGCUAUGACACCUUAUAACUCAGACUUCUUUGGUGGGGACACUGUCUCUAUGGCUGAUUAUCUUAUGUGGCCUUGGUUUCAAUGGCUGGAAGCACUGGAACUCAAUGAGUGUGUAGCCGACACUCCGAAACUUAAGCUCUGGAUGGCAGCCAUGCAGGAAGACCCCACAGUAUCAUCCCUCUCAAUUGAUCCCAAGGUCUUUCAUGGUUUCUUAAGUCUUUACCUACAGGACAGCCUUGAGGCCUGUGACUAUGGGCUCUGAAGAGAAGAGUCCUCAGUGGAUGAUAUUUCCCUUUAUUGACAGGAAUAAUAAGCUUUCUUUUUACCCAGUAUUCUUACUGGCUAAUUUC